GGCAUGCUAUCCUGGCAUCGUGCACCAUGGCAACAGUACAACCUCCACAUUCUCCACCUUCCUGGUGACAGGCAUUCCUGGUCUGGAGGCUGUGCACAUCUGGAUCUCCACACCAUUUGCUGCCAUGUUCUUCAUCAUUUUGGUGGGCAACAUGACCAUCAUUGCAGUUAUCUGGCAAGAACAGACCCUCCAUGUGCCUAUGUACCUCUUCUUGGCCAUGCUAGCUGCCUCUGAUCUAGGUCUGUCCCUCUUCACCUUCCCCACAAUGCUGAGGAUCUUCUGGCUGGAUGCUCGUGAGAUCACCCUCUCAGCUUGCUUCACACAAAUGUUUUUUAUCCACACCUUCCAGGAUUUUGAGUCAGCUGUCAUACUGGCAAUGGCCUUUGACCGUUUUGUGGCCAUAUCUCAUCCAUUGCACUAUUCCUCCAUCCUUACCAGUAGUAUAAUUGCCAAGAUAGCUCUGGCCAUCAUAGUUCGAACCUUAGCCGUACAGGUACCCCUACCUAUCCUCUUGAGGAGGCUGUGCUUCUGUCACUCCAAUGUACUGUCUCAUUCCUACUGCCUGCAUCCUGAUAUCUUAAAGCUCUCCUGCUCCAACACCAGGAUCAAUAGCAUCUUUGGAUUAUUCGUGCUGCUAUCUACUAUGGGGCUUGAUUUUUUCCUUAUCUUUUUUUCAUAUAUUCUGAUACUGAAAACUGUACUAAGCAUUGCAUCCCACCGUGGCAGACUCAAGGCUCUCAACACCUGUAUUUCCCACCUCUGUGCCGUGAUUCUCUUCUUCACACCCAUGAUAUGCCUGUCUGUACUGCACCGCUUUGGUCCAAAACUUCCCUCACAUGUUUAUGUGACCAUGGCCAACAUGCAUUUUCUCAUUCCUCCUGUGAUGAACCCCAUUGUGUAUGUGGUAAAAACCACACAGAUACGACAUAAAAUUCUGAAACUCUUCACCAAAAAAGGAUCAGUAACAACCCAAGUUACCUUUGUAACAUGAAUGAGCACUAUCCUAACAGAGAAAGACUGCUUCAUGAGACAAUGAGCUUCCUAAUAUUCCAAAUGACCACAGAGACUCUGUUUGACCACUGACUCUUCUGAAUAAUAUGAGAUACAGGUUGGAUACCUAUUUCUAUUCUAUGAUUUAAGUGAAAACAUAUUGAAUAAUAAAAAUCAUUCAGUAAAUUAAAAAUCUGAAAUAAUGAACUAGACUCCUUAUUUCUUAGUACAAUGGUUCCUAUACAUUGGUCAGAGAAAUUUGUAGUCUUAUAGUUCAUCCUGCACAGAAUGAACAAAGUACUACUUGUUAUCAUCUGUCUACCUAUCAUACUUGAUAGAGUGAUAGUUAGUUAGUAAAUAGCUUCUUUCUUUUUGCCUUUCUGAGGAGCUGGAGAUAACUGAGUUAAACUAAGUUUUUGUCUUCAUAGUUGUUUAUUUUCUUGAUGGUAUUGUUGUUAAAGUAGGAGACAAGAGGAAUAAAUAAACAAAUA
Messenger RNA from Phyllostomus discolor (pale spear-nosed bat), 1481 nucleotides. Its product is annotated as olfactory receptor 51G2-like. NCBI's taxonomy places the organism in Eukaryota, Metazoa, Chordata, Mammalia, Chiroptera, Phyllostomidae. The record is from RefSeq and is a predicted model, not a curated record. The transcript has a single exon. Bases 125 to 991 code for a protein of 288 amino acids. Gene Ontology annotation, molecular function: G protein-coupled receptor activity; olfactory receptor activity. Gene Ontology annotation, biological process: G protein-coupled receptor signaling pathway. Gene Ontology annotation, cellular component: membrane.